AUGCGUCUCGGGUUCUUUGCCGUCCUUUUCGCCUCGGCCGCUGUCUUGGUGUCUGCCGCUCCGUUCCCUUUUUUGCAAGGUCCUGCCGCAAAAGCACAUCACCAAGCGCAGGCAGACCACCAUCUACGCCAAGCAGAAGUUCACUUGGGUCACGCAGAGACACAUAGCAAUCAUGCCGAUACAGCAACAGCAAAUGGUAACCACCAAGCGGCCGCGCAUCACACGGCUCAGUAUAAUCACCAUAUGGCACAAGUGGAUCAUCAUACCGCCGAACAUGAACGCCACCAAGCUCUGGCUGACGCACACCCUAAUUAUCCGCAACAUCACCGUCGGAACAUAGACGAGUUGGAUUAG
Messenger RNA from Serendipita indica DSM 11827, 354 nucleotides. Lineage: Eukaryota; Fungi; Basidiomycota; Agaricomycetes; Sebacinales; Serendipitaceae. The record is from the annotation of a GenBank genome assembly.